AUGGCUAAUAGCCCCUCUAGUGUGCCUCGGGCGCUUUAUAAGAGGUUGUUUGAUACACUUCAAAAAAGCGCAGCAACUCCUCAAUGCGUGGCUGGUAGAGGAAUUUCGUCUAAGAAACGGGAUAUUGGAACAUCACAUCCUGGAGCAUGCCAGUCUCCACUAUCACUUCCUAGCCCACUGCAGUCAACUUCAUAUCAUUUUACAGGUAAAUUGUUGUCGUUCAACAAAGCUAGAGUCCCUCCAGAGUUUUUGUUUUUCCCGAUGGCCGAUCCUCUUAAUGAUGUACUGUACCAGCGAAUGUUUCGCGUUUUUUCGUAUUUUGCCGAUGCGACAUCAACCGGUACACUGCACCCGACCCAGGCAUCAUUUAUACUCGACGAAUUAUUACGCGAAGCUGGCCGGCCAUCCACAUCGAGAGGAAACUCAUUUAGUCACGAUUCGGUGACAUUUCGAGAAUUGUUGAAUCUGAUCGAAGUGCAGUUUACGGAUCGUAAAGAACUUGAACCAGCUGUUGAACGAGUUUUCGAACGAAUCGUAGGGCAAGUGAUUAGGAAGGGUUUCGUUCUGUUCCGAUGUCGUGGCGGAGGUCGCAGCUGUAUUCCGAAGAUGCAGCGGAAUAAAUGGCGAUCAGGAUGGUGUAGUAUCAGCCCGGGUGUGAUCUACCUUUGGCCACUCGAUAAACAGAUCAACUCGGACAAUCGGGUCACAGCACCUCUCGAUGCCGAGACUAGAGUUUCUGAUAGCGCAAUUGAAGGUGAUCGAUUUAUUUGGGAUGUACAAAUUGGAAAACGGGUCAUAGAAUUUGCACAUUUUGACCCGCUCAUUAGCAGAGGUUUUGUGACAGAUAUUCGCCUAGCCAUCGAGCGACCCACUCGAUCAGCUUUGCAAGAUUUUGAUCAUAAACGAUCGCUUCGACAUGAAGGUAGGCGUUACGAUCGAGAGAUCUCGGAGCGGCAACAGCUGGAGACUGAAAAGCGCAGGUUAGAGUUCGAACUGGAGCAGGAGCGAUUGGCACUGAAAGACGAGGAGAUCGUGCGAGGGCUAGCGACAAGAAUGUUGGAGGAAGAGAAGCAGAAAAGUGAACACAUGGAGCGAGUCUUGGCCGAGCUGCAGCACAAACUCGGACAGCGCCUGGACACGGUGCUGGAGGGGGACACUCCCGAACUCGAGCAGCAGGAACUCGUUUACGAAGAAUCCGCUGCUGCUGUGGAGAACGGGGAAAACGGAGAAAAUGGUGGCGGUUCCCAUGGUCAAGAAGAAGAAGACGAGGAAAUCUGGAAAAAAGACGAUUUCCUUAUGAUUUCGACCCAAUCAAUUUGAUAAUUCUAAUCCAACAUGUACGCUCCGUCUCAUUUGGAGUGAGUGCGAGUCGAGCGGUUGGUGUGUCGCGCUGCUGCUUUGCAUGGGGCUUGCACCGCGUUAGCGAACGUAUCUCUGACUAUUUUCCUGUGCCUAGUUAGAUUGAAGCUUGGUUCUGAGCCUUCUCCCACGCUCAACCGCGUUGCGAAUGCGGCGCAAGGGUCCAGGCGAGACGACCGCGCGGCAUUCAAGCCCCUUGCGUCGGGCUCACUUUAAAUGAGACAAAGGGCUGUGUGUGCCAGUUAAGUGCCAAUGCUAUGUGAACCGGUGGGCAUUCGAGCAUAUUUUCGCUAAAAAAUUGCACUUGCUUUGUCUUUGUUUUUCUUGCAAUAUUCUGGUCAUAUUUUUUCUAGCCUGGUAUAGAGUGCCAAGAUUGUUGAUGCCAUUUUUUGAUUUGUAAUAGCUUUGAAAGCAGCGUAGUCAAAUAGCAGAUGAGAAAACCACACUGGUUUUUUGACGCUUUUUCUUUUUUGCAUGUUUUUUCGGUUUUAAACGCGAGAAUGACUGAUGAUUUGUGGGAUGUCUAUU
This is a messenger RNA of Cylicocyclus nassatus, 1887 nucleotides long. The record is from the annotation of a GenBank genome assembly. NCBI's taxonomy places the organism in Eukaryota, Metazoa, Nematoda, Chromadorea, Rhabditida, Strongylidae.